GGUACGGGUAUCGGGUACCCGGUUGCGACCUCUGGUACACUCACCACUACGUACGUGUCAACCCCUUAUCAGUGCCCUUGCCUUAUUACAGACCAAUUCAGACCAUGUUGGUCACCCCGUGGCACCUGGGUCUGCCCCGUGACCUCCUGCCAGCGGGCGUUUGACACUUCACGUGGUAGCCUCAAGGUGCACUUGGCCUGGCACAAGCGUCGCGGUGACGUCACCGCCACUUAGUGGCGAAUGGCGGUUGUUGUUGUUUUAAAUCUCAACGUUCAUCCGACAAAGUCCCAUCAUCACAAGGGAGACACACAAACACAUCGACAUUUUAAAUCCUUUAUAUUAAGUUCACUUGCUUGCUUGCGCGCUUACGACCGUGCAAAUCUUUAGGUCGUUUUUUAACCCACUUCCCGUGAUCCAAUCGAGCUGACAUUUUGCACACAGACUCGUUGUGCGUGACAAUUUAUUUUCGUGAAAAUUUUUUUCCAUAACUUUACACUUUUUAGGAAAAAAUAAAUUAUAUUUAAUUACCAAUUGCUUCAUGGUGGCAGGCAAUCAUCUGACCCAUAGGUGGCAGCCAUCUCAAGCCAGAGGACGAGAGGACUCUAGCCGUCACGCAUAUAAAGGAUUUAUAGUGAAAAACUUUGUUUUUACGGGUUAUUUUUGAUUUUUGUAGCCCCUAUUGAACCGGCUGUUCGCCGUGUGAACCCUAAAACACUCAAUUCCCCAUCUACAAGAACACGGGGUUUAUGGGGUCGUCAGCGAUGGUGAUUUCACCACCAGAUCGUGUGCGUUGGUCAACGGAUGAAAGAGGGAUUAUUUGGGGAUUGCGAUCGGAUCCCGAAUGCUGCUGAAGGGGAAUCGACUCCACGUGCCGCUGAUCCACCUCCACUGCGUCCGCUCCAACCAUGAUCACACGCAAGCACUACACAGGCGGUCGCUCGGAAGCGGUGACUCGGCACGUCGCGGCACGGGAUCACGGUGACCCCCCGAACGGGGGGCCCUCGGGACUGCCCCCCUUAAAGUCGCACCUGGCCGGGGGGGUGUCCCGCGUGCGCCUGUCGGAGCACCCGGCCGCUGCGCCGCACCCCACGGUGACGCGGGUCUCCUGCCCCGCACGCCCCCGCCCCGCGCCGCCUCCCGCCGGCUCCGCCGCCCCCACCGAGUUUCACCGCCACCAGCAGCCGCAGCAGCAGCACCAGCCGGGGGUAUCGGCGGCAGCCGCCAGCGCCAAGCGCCAGCACCCGCCCUCCCAGCCCAACGGCCUCCGUGCGGUGCUGCUGCACGGCUCGGCGCCGGCGAGGACGCGCAGGGACGGCGGCGCCGGCGGUGCCGGUGCCGGAACCGGCGCCUGUGCCGGAACCGGCGCCGCGACCGAGGCGCUGCCGGGCCACGCCGGGACCCCCAGACGGCGCGCGGACGCUUCCGCUAAACCGCCUUCGGCGGCGUCCAAAUCGGCGUCGGCGCAAGCGCGAAGCGGCGACGGCGGCGGCGGCGGCGAUGCCGAUGCCGGCAAAACGCGGUACGCGCGGGCGGCGCUGCCCGGAGCCGGCGCCGCCAACAACGCCAACUCCGCGGGCGGCGGCACGACGGCGCCCUCGCCGCUGACGCCCGAGCGAGCGCUCAAGCGCUACGGCAGCAAGCUGUCGGCGUACGAGCGGCAGGAGAUCCUGUCGUACAACGAGGUCUACUUCGUGUCGGGGGAGUCGCGCCGGCGCGUCGCCACCGCUACCGUCGGCGGCGUUGGUGGCGGCGCUGGCGCCAACGCCGCCACCAACGGCGUCGGCAACGGCGGUUUCGACGACGAGCGCGGCUCGUACAUCCACGUGCCGCACGACCACGUGGCCUACCGCUACGAGGUCAUCAAGGUGAUCGGCAAGGGCAGCUUCGGCCAGGUGGUCAAGUCGCUGGACCACAAGACGCGGCGCUACGUGGCGCUCAAGAUGGUCCGCAACGAGAAGCGCUUCCACCGGCAGGCGGAGGAGGAGGUGCGCAUCCUAGAGCACCUCCGCUCGCAGGACCGCGACGACGCCAUGAACGUGGUGCACCUGCUGGAGCACUUCGUCUUCCGCGGACACGUCUGCAUGACCUUCGAGCUGCUGGGCGCCAACCUCUACGAGCUCAUCAAGCGCGGCGGCUUCCGCGGCUUCGAGCCCCCGCUGGUGCGCCGGCUGGCGCACGGCAUGCUGCAGUGCCUGGACGGGCUGCAUCGCAACCGCAUCAUCCACUGCGACCUCAAGCCCGAGAACGUGCUGCUGAGGCACACGUCCACCUCGUCCGCCGCCCCCGCCGGGAGCGCCACCGCCGCCGGCCACCGCGGCGCCGCCAUCAAGGUCAUCGACUUCGGCUCGAGCUGCUUCGAGCACCAGCGCGUCUACACCUACAUCCAGUCGCGCUUCUACCGCGCGCCCGAGGUGAUCAUGGGCGCGCGCUACGGCCCGCCCAUCGACGUGUGGAGCCUCGGCUGCAUCGUCGCCGAGCUGGUGACGGGGCGGCCGCUGUUCGCCGGCGAGGACGAGGGCGACCAGCUGGCCUGCAUCAUGGAGGUGCUCGGCAUGCCCGCGCCGGCGCUGCUCGAGCGCUGCAAGCGCGCGCGCAGCUUCGUCGACUCGCGCGGACACCCCCGCUACUGCACCGCGUCGCGCCGCGCCGACGGCUCGGUGGCGCUCGGCGGCGGCAGGUCGCGCCGGGGACGGGCCCGGGGCCCGCCGGGGUCGCGGUCCCUGGCCGACGCGCUGGGCGGGCGCGCCGACGCCAGGCUGGUCGACUUCCUGCGCCGCUGCGUCGAGUGGGACCCCGAGGCCCGGCCCACGCCCAGGCAGGCGCUCAGGCACCCGUGGCUCAGGCGGCGGCUGCCCAAGACGCCGGACGGGGCGGCCGAGAGGCCGGCCGGCACGGCGGCGGCGGCCUCCUCGUCGUCGUCGUCCUCGUCGCCCGGGGGGCCGCCGGUGCGGACGGCGGCGGCGGCGGAGGCGGCGGCCCCCGCGCCGGCCGGGAAGGCGAAGGUCGCUUUGGGCCGCUCUGGCGACGGCGGCGCCACCGGUGCCGGCGUGCGAACCGCGCUGCUGCCCAAGGUGUCGGGCUGAGCGUGGCGAGCGCCGGAUCGGAGAAGGGGAGACUGGGUUUUGAUUUUAACGGAAGGAUCGGAUGGAUGUUGGGCGGCGAGCGUGCGUGGCGAGCGUGCGGUGAGCGGCGCAGCGGUACGACCCUCCUCC
This is a messenger RNA of Lethenteron reissneri (Far Eastern brook lamprey), 3212 nucleotides long. RefSeq names its product dual specificity tyrosine-phosphorylation-regulated kinase 2-like. The record is from RefSeq and is a predicted model, not a curated record. Gene Ontology annotation, biological process: peptidyl-threonine phosphorylation; peptidyl-serine phosphorylation. Gene Ontology annotation, cellular component: nucleus; cytoplasm; cytoskeleton. NCBI's taxonomy places the organism in Eukaryota, Metazoa, Chordata, Hyperoartia, Petromyzontiformes, Petromyzontidae. Gene Ontology annotation, molecular function: protein serine/threonine kinase activity; ATP binding; protein serine/threonine/tyrosine kinase activity.